Messenger RNA from Parastagonospora nodorum SN15, 807 nucleotides. RefSeq lists its product as hypothetical. The transcript has 2 exons. The record is from RefSeq and is a predicted model, not a curated record. The coding region runs from base 1 to 807 and encodes 268 amino acids. Lineage: Eukaryota; Fungi; Ascomycota; Dothideomycetes; Pleosporales; Phaeosphaeriaceae.
AUGUGUAGCCGCGACACCUUGACCAAAAAGUGGUAUUGCUGCGAACCAGGAAACAAAGUCGGCCCAUGCUGGACCGGCGCGACCAAAUGCGAAGGCUCAACCGCAGACAAGCCUUCUGCGCAGCAAACAGGCUGUACCAAUCUCGGCGUCGAUUACUGCUGUCAUGAAGCCGAACAAUGCACCCAAAACGCAAAGCAGUUCCGCGUCUGCUGGAGCAAAGAACAAAACACAAUCCGCUUCCUCAACGCCACAACCCUCAACGAAACUUUCUCAUCCCUCAGCUCCGCAAGCCCACGAGCGACUCAAUACCCCGUCGAAGCGCAGCAAUUACUCGCCUGGACGUCCACCACCCCAGGCGCUUCUGCAAAACCCACGACCAGACCGGCUGCCUCAUCAUCACCACCCGCAGCAUCCAGCACUCCAACCAUCCUGUCCUCCACGUCCAACUCCUCCUCAUCCUCCAAGUCUACCCUGUCCACCAGCGCAAUUGGCGGCAUCGUAGGCGGCCUGCUCGGCGGCCUAGCACUCCUAGGCGCCAUCGCAUUCCUCCUCUGGCGCCGGCGGAAAAGCGCUGCCAGAAAAUCCAAUCCGUACGAAGCGCCCAGUGACCCUUACCAGGGCUACGCGUACCAGCCCCAACAGCCUGUUCACGAAGCGCAUUCCCCAUACUCGCCGCAACCAGGAAUUUCACAACUACCUGCGGUGGAUAAGUACGCGCAGCACGCGGGGCCGGUGGAAGUAAGUGCGUUGAGUGCGCCGGUGGAGAUGGAUGCGAGUUAUCGAAGCCAGGUGCGGCCGGCGAAGUGA